Messenger RNA from Hordeum vulgare subsp. vulgare (domesticated barley), 1149 nucleotides. RefSeq lists its product as uncharacterized. The coding region runs from base 1 to 1149 and encodes 382 amino acids. The transcript has 4 exons. Gene Ontology annotation, molecular function: protein binding. The record is from RefSeq and is a predicted model, not a curated record. NCBI's taxonomy places the organism in Eukaryota, Viridiplantae, Streptophyta, Magnoliopsida, Poales, Poaceae.
AUGGAUCUGACACGGCUGCUGUCCGAGGAUGUGCUCGCCGACGUCCUCCGUCGUGUCGCGCCGCGCGACCUCGCCGUCUGCCGCUGCGCUUGCAAGGCCCUGCGUGCCGUCGUCGACGCCAGCGGCCUCCUGCGAACGGACCUCCUCCCGCUCGCCGUCGGCGGCAUAUUCAUCAACUUCCGUGCCACCCUUCUGUCCGAGUUCUUCGCCCGCCCCUCGACGGGCCCUACGAUCUCCGGCAGGUUUGACUACUUGCCCCGUCCCGAUGACUACCUCGAGAGCCUGGAUUGCUGCAGCAUUGUGGACCACUGCAACGGCCUCCUCUUGCUCGAUGCUUACAAGGGCCAUUACUACGUGGUUAACCCGGCCACCCAGCAGUGGUAUCCUUUACCGACCCGCCCGUCUAUGUUCAAGGACGCAGAUCCAGACUUCGCAUACCAACAAUACCUUGCGUUUGAUCCCACCUUGUCGCCCCACUACCAAGUGUUUCUGAUUCCACAUCCUCGCUACAAAAGAAAGUCCGUAGAAGACGAGGUAGACCGUGCUAUGGAGGAAUCUGAAUGGCCACCGUCUAUGUGCGCUUUGCAUGUUUUUUCCUCAAGGUCAGGCUGUUGGGAGGAAAGGUCUUUUAUUCGACAAGGAAAGGCUGCUGGCACCAUUGCUGAUAUGCGAUCUUCUGAUUUGGACGAGAGACGUUAUGCCGUCUAUCACGGGGGCACACUUUACGUGCACUGCAAAACUGAUUUCAUAAUGAGGAUAUAUUUGACAAAUGAUACAUACCAAGUAAUUAAAGCACCGACGGAUGGUGAACUAAUCGAAUGCCGAGAGUUUCGUCUUGGACGAUCAGAAAAAGGGGUGUACCUUGCAUCUAUUUGUCGUUUUGGGUGGUUUGCAUAUACUUCUAAUACUUAUCGUCUUCAGGAUAUUAAUUGCAAUGUGUAUCUCAAAGAGUACAUGGAGAGCAAUGAACCACCUGACGAACACGUGGAACAACUAUUAGACAAGAAAAUUAAGUUGAUAAACUCCAUCAAGAAAACGCUAGUGGAAGCAAAGGUUGAAUGGGACUCUGACAAUGAUGACAUUCUUGACAAUGAAUAUAUGGGAACAAAAUCUCAUCAAAAUAAUAUACUGCAGCCAAUUCCAGCGUAA